GGGCCAGUCGGCGGCGAAGUUGCUCGCUGCGGGCAGAGACGGCCACGCGGUUGCAGGAAUUGGCCAACGGCUCGUUUCCACCCUGCCUCGUUGGUGGCCACUGGAGAAGCGCGGGGGGCUCCCCAGACAGCCGUGGGGAGAAGUUAGAGCCAGCACUUUGCCCCGGGCCUCGCGUGUAGCUUCCCGUCCCCUGCUCUAGGUGCCCUGGUGUCCGGAGGGGGGUGCGGGUGCGGGGGUGUGCCCUCCGUACAUGUCCCACCACCUGGGCCACCCUCUGGGCUUGUGUUCCAUCUCGCUCUUGCUUCCUACACGGUGGUCGAGGGGAACCACUUUGCAUCAUGUCCCGGUAUAGCUACCAAAGUCUCCUGGACUGGCUCUAUGGGGGCGUGGACCCCAGCUUUGCAGGCAAUGGGGGCCCCGACUGUGCUGCCUUCCUCUCUUGGCAGCAGCGGCUGCUGGAAAGUGUGGUGGUCCUGACCCUGGCCCUGUUGGAGAUCCUGGUGGCCCUGCGGCACAUCCUGAGGCAGACGAAGGAGGACGGUAGGGGUGGCCGUGGCUGCCAGCCAGAGCAGGUGACCCAGCGGCCAGAGGAAGGCAAAGAGAGCCUGAGCAAGAAUCUGCUCUUAGUAGCCCUGUGCCUGACCUUCGGGGUGGAGGUGGGCUUUAAGUUCGCCACCAAGACCGUCAUCUACCUGCUCAACCCCUGUCACCUGGUCACCAUGAUGCAUAUCUUUCUCCUGGCCUGCCCUCCGUGUCCGGGAGCUGUCGUCGUCUUCAAGCUACAGAUGCACAUGUUGAAUGGAGCUCUUCUUGCCCUGCUGUUUCCUGUGGUAAAUACGCGGCUGCUCCCCUUUGAAUUGGAGAUUUACUACAUUCAGCAUGUUAUGCUCUACGUGGUACCCAUCUACCUGCUCUGGAAAGGAGGUGCUUAUACCCCGGAGCCCCUCAGCAGUUUCCGCUGGGCCCUUCUCUCGACUGGCCUCAUGUUCUUUUAUCACUUCAGCGUCUUGCAGAUCCUGGGCCUGGUCACCGAAGUGAAUUUGAACAACAUGCUGUGUCCGGCCAUCUCAGACCCAUUCUACGGCCCCUGGUAUCGCAUCUGGGCCUCGGGACACCAGACUCUCAUGACCAUGACCCACGGGAAGCUGGUCAUCCUGUUCUCAUACAUGGCUGGGCCCUUGUGUAAAUAUCUGCUGGAUUUGCUCCGGCUUCCAGCCAAGAAAAUAGACUGAAGGUGCUUGUGUUUUUUUGUUUUGUUUUGUUUUGGGGUUUUUUUUUUCUUCUGCCCCUGAGGAAACAAGUCCUGACUCCACUUGGAGGACACCCAGCUCUUGAUGACAUCAUGGGAGAGGGCAGGAGGACGUUUGGUGUGUUUCUUUUUCCUUCCUCUCUGUCCCUUUCUUCCACCACUCUUCCUUCCCUGGCUCUUCCCCCAGGAUGGCUCCUGGAGCGUGGGCUGUAGUCCUGGAGCCUGGGCUGUAGUGCUGGAGCCUGGGCUGUAGUCCUGGAGCAUGGGCUGUAGUCCUGGAGCCUGGGCGGUAGUGCUGGAGCCUGGGCGGUAGUCCUGGAGCCUGGGCGGUAGUGCUGGAGCCUGGGCGGUAGUGCUGGAGCCUGGGCGGUAGUCCUGGAGCCUGGGCGGUAGUGCUGGAGCCUGGGCGGUAGUCCUGGAGCCUGGGCUGUAGUCCUGGAGCCUGGGCGGUAGUGUUGGAGCCUGGGCUAUAGUCCUGGAGCAUGGGCUGUAGUCCUGGAGCAUGGGCUGUAGU
Molecule: messenger RNA, 1763 nt
Organism: Mesoplodon densirostris (Blainville's beaked whale)
Lineage: Eukaryota; Metazoa; Chordata; Mammalia; Artiodactyla; Ziphiidae
Gene: TMEM164
Product: transmembrane protein 164
Exons: 7
Coding region: 339-1232 (297 amino acids)
Source: RefSeq, a predicted model, not a curated record